Prorocentrum cordatum is the source of this 447-nucleotide messenger RNA. The record is from the annotation of a GenBank genome assembly. Lineage: Eukaryota; Dinophyceae; Prorocentrales; Prorocentraceae.
GGGGGGUCUCCAUAAAGCUGGGCAAGGAACUCGACAAGUGCGACAAGAGGCAGCAGCAGAUGAUCGAGCACGCCGAGUACAUCCACCAGCUACGCGUCGAGCUGGCUGAGAGAGAUGAGUUACAUGGUGACCUGGCCGACCGACUUGCCCACGAGGCCCAACCUGCGCCUGGCAAAACCAAGGCCACUCCCAAGGUGCGCCUGGAGGACCUGGUCGAAGGCAAAGCUGACGCGUACAAGCUCGACCUCGGGGUGCUGGACCAAUUGCCUGAGGGUGUCGACACGGAUGAGGACCGCCAGGAGGUGCUCAACAGGGCCAGGGAGCUGCGCGCGAGGCUUUCCGAGACCGCUAAGCAGCUCUUCGCUGGGGCCAUGGCCGACACCAAGAAGGCGAUGGAAGAGUACGAGACCCAGCGUGUACGAUUGGUGGCCAAGAAGCGCGAGACAG